This is a messenger RNA of Glossina fuscipes, 7684 nucleotides long. It is a transcript of the gene fwd, whose product is annotated as phosphatidylinositol 4-kinase beta. Gene Ontology annotation, molecular function: 1-phosphatidylinositol 4-kinase activity. Bases 1775 to 7486 code for a protein of 1903 amino acids. The transcript is spliced from 12 exons. Lineage: Eukaryota; Metazoa; Arthropoda; Insecta; Diptera; Glossinidae. Gene Ontology annotation, cellular component: cytoplasm; membrane. The record is from RefSeq and is a predicted model, not a curated record. Gene Ontology annotation, biological process: phosphatidylinositol phosphate biosynthetic process; phosphatidylinositol-mediated signaling.
UAAAAAAGUAUUUUGUCGCAGCAAAUAAUAAUAGAAGUCACAGUGCGUUUUUUUUUAAUUGGUUAUUAAUUUUAACUAAAGAAAAUCCAAAUUUUGGCCGGAAGCAUAUAUAAAGUAUAGAAACACAAAAUAAGAUUCUGCGAAUUCACUUGUUAAUAAAUGCUAAGUUAGUUGCAAAAGUAACAUAAAUCAUUGCUAACGUAAAAUACAUCUUGUUUGGCGCGUUACGAGGAAGAUGUGCAAAUUUUGUAUCGCAAUAGCUUGUGUGAAAUAAUAUAUGUAAAUUGUGCGGAGACUGUUAUCAAUCAAAUCAAUUAAUAUGUAAUUAUUAACUGAGCAGAAAAUUUAUAUUAAAUUAAUCAAGAAAAACAAAAGAAAAAAUACACUUGAAAGACGAAAAAGUUUCCAAUAAUGAAAAAUCCAGUAAUCGGGGCUAAGACGUGCUUCGUGUUUUGUAAAGGUAACGGUUUUAAGUGUCAAUACUAGGAUUUUGACUUCAGAACAGAAACAAAAAGCCAAAAAAAUCAAUUAAAAUUUUAAAGCAACGCAAACAAGGCUAUCUUUAAUGACUGUAUAAAAACCAAAAAAAAAAAAAAAAAAUAUUAAAGAUAUGUAACUGAUUAGAUGAGUAAAAUAUUUGCAAAAGUGCUUAAUCCUAAGAAAAAGAAGAGCAACAUCGUAUAUUCGUUAGUUGAAAUAAAUUUGUUGGGAGAAAAAAAGGCGCAGUCUUGAUUGCAAUUAUCUUCUACUGUUGUUGCAGUUAAUAUUAUGACAAGUUGUUAGUGCGGCGUGCUGUACUGUCGCUAGUAUUGCUUGCUUAUUUAAAUUUUCCGCUUGUGUACUGUUUCAUUUUUUUUUCUACUUUCCGAAGUUACACUACAGUAAUGCAACAAUAAGCAAAAGCAAAGGUACAAAACGUGUUACACUAAGAAGAUUGCGUGAAUGAGUGUGUUUGUGUCAGUUGGUGACAUGUUUUGUUAGUUGUAUUCUUUCGAACGCGUGUAAAAAUAUACAUGACAAAACAAAAAAUCAGUGAAACCAUACAAGAUACUCAAAUGCAAACAAACAGCGUAGCAGACAUAACACAAUUAAACUAUGAAAAAUUGCAAAUAGCAUUUUGUAUUUGUAUUUGAAUAUGUUAGCAACAAUUUAUUAAGAUAAUUAACAGUAUUCAGAAAAAUAAAAGCUAAACUAUACUUAAUAAAUUGUAAAUAUGUAACAGCGUGUGUGUGUAUUCGUUCUUCAAUAGUUAAUUGAGUUAUUUAUAAAUAAAAAUAUAAAAAAUCAAAUGUAAAAAAAUCUAGUGAACAAGUGAAAGUUAUAUUCUUAACAAUACAAAUAACUUGAUUGUAAAAUAAAACUUUUAUAAGGAUUAUACGCCUCGAGGUUUUACAAAAUGAAGUGUAUACGGUAUAGAAGAAAGAUCACAGAUUUCUAAACAAGUUGACAUUUUCAAAAACUCUCGCGUAAAAACCCGUGACAAAGUUUUUAUGUUAUCCCAUAUAGAUGCUCUUCGCAAUAUUGUCUAUAAUGAAAGCAGGAUUAAGUAUAGGAAAGUGUUCUAUUGGCGGAUUACUCGAACGGUUGUGAAUUCGGUGCGGCAAACUAGAGAAUGUUAACAUAAGAUGUCUUGAUUCCAGUUCAUUCUAGCAUCCCUUCAACUAACCGAUCACCUCAGUAAUACUCAUUCACUUUAAAUUAGAUAAAAUCAUCAACAAUCGAUCGCGAAGGAGACGACCAUAAAUAACAAAAACCAACAAAGGAAAGCAAAAAUAUGAAUUCCGUUAUAUCUGCAUUUAAAACAAAAAAGAAUUCCAGCAGCAAUGCGGGGCCCGUUCAAACGAUGGCUAAUAACGAUAAACAACACAAUAGUUUGGGUCUGAUCAGCAGCACGCUGUCAACGACAAGCUCCAAGAAGAAAGCCAUUAAUGCGCAAGAUAAUAGUUAUCAAUACUUGAGGCAUAUUAGGGAAAUUGAUACGGCGACAAAGCUGCUGUCUCCGGUAGUAAUGGCAGAUGAUUUAUUAGAAACGGAAAUGUUAAAUUUCCGUCCAGCCACCGUAACACCAAUGACCAGUGUUGACGUAGUCGAUCAUGUGCCUAUAGUACAAACAGUGCGAAUAACAUCGGGCUUGGAUCGCGCACCAUCCACUGAUUGUAAUAUGAACGGUUCGAAACAGAUAACAUGUGAACAAGCAGCAGCUCCAUCAGCUGUUUUAGAGAAUGGCAAUUGCAAUGACGUAGCGGUGGAUAGUAUGACCGCUCUAAAUGGUCAACUUACGAAUGCUAAUAGUAGCAGUCCCACACAACAUUUGGUGGAUGCUGCUGACGAUGAUGAAUCCGAACAUUCAAUUACAGCUUGCACCAGCACAACCAGUAGCAGUAGUUCCAGCGAGCAUAGCAACAGUACAGUUGUUCAUAGCCCAAUAGCAACACAAUUGCCCCUGCAGCAACAACAACAACAACAACAACAAGCACUACCAGUAAGCCCCGCCAAAAGUCUGAAUUUGAGUCUGAACAGCAGUAGUAGCUCAUCAUCGACUCUAUCGUCAACUUCGUCGUCAUCAUCAGCAUCAUCGUCGUCGUCAUCAGCAUCGGCAUCGGCAUCGACAUCGGCAUCGACAUCGUCAUCAUUGUCUUCGGCAGCAAGUCCAUUUACAACCGCUUCAACCUCUUCUUCAGCUUGUGUGGCUUUAUGUAAUUCCGGUCCAAGUUCUUGCAGUUCAAUAACAAGUUGUGAUGUCUCUUCCACCUGCUCGUCUCUGAAUGCCAACGAAACCUCGGCUCCAUCUUCUCCCACCUUGGUAACACGAUCUUCACAUAUGAACACAGAUUAUAUGCCGGCAUUCCUAAAAUCCUCUCAUGUGACGCUCCCCAUUAUUAUGCCAAACAGUAACAGCAGCUUAGCUACAUUGCCUACAAGUAACCAGUGCAUCAACUCAGCUGCCACAACACCGAAACAUUCACGCUAUUCUAAACCACGUUUAAGCUUAAGUCGUUUCAUUAAUCAUUCAAUGCCUUCGGUUCAUGGUAGACCAAAUAUGAGCAUACCGGGAGCAGCGACUUCGGGCUCAUCUGUCGCAGGUACAGGCAGUCCCACACAAACAAAUGGUACAAAUCCUCCAAAACGCGCAUCGACACAUCAGAGAAAUUUAAGUUUGGAUUUCAGAUCUAUGGGUAUUCUAUUGCCUCCCGUAUCUCAAGUGACCAAUACCCGCAUUAAUUUGACCCAACAUCAUCGUAAUCGUAGUCUAGACAGCGCUUUACAAAGAAUACCAGAGGUUGAGGUUUCGUCCCCCAAUGCCGAGAGUGAGAAUACAUUUUGUACUCCAUCAAUACUUGGGUCUACAAUGUGCUCGAAAAUUGUAACAACAGCAGCCAAUGUUACGGCUGCUUUAACUACCACUCAAACGCCCGCAUUAACGUCAUCAACAGCUAAACAGUCACCGGCAGCCUCAUCCGUAGCUACUGAAAUUGUAUCCACCACAGAACCCACAAGUAAUUUGAUAAAAAUAGUAACAACGACCGUGGAAACAUCAGCGCCAACAACAUCAAAAACAUUAUUGUCCGUAGCCACCCAUAAUAAUAUCGUAAAUCGCAGUGUUAUUGUUGAGCCUUAUUGUUCUUCGUUACGCACACGACCUAAGUCGCAAAAUAGUGAAGACUCUAACGUUUCAACAGCCGCAACCACAACAAACAUACAACAAACGCCUUCUUCCGCCUCAAAUGUCUCCUUAAAUGGUUCGUCUUCAACAGCUUCCACAUCCUCAUUUACGGUUAAUGCUAAUAACGGCUUAACUGUAGGCUCUAAUACUAAUACAAGCGGUAAUAAUAAAAAACGCGAAGAUCUUACCAGCUUAGGUUCAGACGAUUCGGGGAUUAUUUGUGGCUCAGAAUCAGAUCAAAUUUCAUUAAAUCGCAUACGACAUUCCCAUGAAUCUUUAGAUUCUGGCGAAAUGGAUCCCGAAGAAGAAUGCAUUGAUAUGUUAGAGACCACAUCCAUGGACGAGGAAUAUAAUAUGUUGCAAUCGGAUUUAUGUUUCUAUCAAUCACCGGAGACAGAUUGCCGAACUUUGAGGCCGACCAGAAAAAAGACGCAAACACCUAACGCGGUAGUGACAAUUACUCCAAACGAAGACUGCAAGCAAUUGGAAGAGUUAGAUAAAGAGACAACUGACGCCAGAGCUGCUGGAGAUGCUGAAGAAAUAAGUGAACGCAAACGUUAUCGCGAAAUGAAUAUGUCCCAAGCAGCGAUUAAUAUGGAACGCUCAAAAACAAACACUGAGGGCUUAGAAAUAAAGGUAAACAUUGCUGGUAAUACCAUCGCCACUCCCACACCAACUUCAGAUGUUGUAGAUUGCGUUAUUGCAUCGACAACCAAUACAUCCAAUGUCGCUACCACACUAGCAUCCGCUGGGAACAAAUCGCAAAAAAAUAACGACUCAUCAACACCGUCAGCCACCACAACACCCGUUGAAAAUCCCAAAAAUGACGUAUUAUUUAAAAAUUUCUUUGGAGCCACCAAAAACGCCAUUUUUCGAACAGCUCAAAGCAUUAUCGAGAAUCAUGAAAAGAAAAAUGCCUCAAAACAGCAGAGCAACAAAAACGGGGAUGACUUAUCUAAUUCUGGUGUUGCUGGAGCUGGUGGUAGUGGCGGAAGCAGCGCCACGACGGUCGACCAAGUAAAAUCGCCAACAGAUAUAUCAAAGAAAAAAGAAUUUUUCGGUUUGCUUUCUACAAAUGCCAGCAAAAAGGCAGCGGCAGCUGCUGCAGCUGCUGCUGCCGCUGCGGCCGCCGCAAAUACUUGCUCAUCAAAUUCAACGCCGGCAACUACCCCGCUUGAGCAGCCGAUAAUCGACAAAUCCUUAGAGAAGGAAUUGUCGGAAUGCAUAGAGAAGACUUUAAAUUUACAAGUGCCACCUGCCUCGACCUCGACCAUUUCAUUUAGCGCUACCUCCAUAUCGAAAUCAUCUUCCAUAUCAUCAUUAAAUAAACUCAAGGUGCCCGGCGUGGUCAAAUGUUUCAUCAAAGAGCGUCCGAACAACGCUCCUGAUGCAACCAAUCAACAAAAGACUGAAAAGGGUCCCAGCGGCCUGUUGAGAUUUUUUGAAUCACCAGUUUUUAAUAUACAUUUUGCCAUCCAUUACUUGUUCUAUUCCAAGGAACCAGGUGUUCUUAGUUUUAUCGGCAAUAAAAUUUUUAGUUUUCCCGAUCAGGAGGUGGAUCUUUAUAUACCGCAAUUAAUUGUAAUGUAUAUACAAAUGGAUGAAUUAGCUGAAGUUUUAGACCCCUAUCUAACUAUACGUUGCCGUAAAUCAGUGGACUUCUCUCUUAAGUGCCUAUGGUUGCUGGAAGCCUACAAUUAUCAGCCGGUGGAUACUAUGGGCAACCGAAAAUCGCAAUUGGCUCUGAUGAAAGAAAUCUAUUCAAAAAAAGAGAGAAAAUUAAUAGGAGGGAAAACUGAGCUAAAAGAAUCUACGCAGACAUCCGCAAGCAGCUCUUUAACAGCCUUAGCAAAGAAAACUCAUCAUCGCUCGCAAUCAGAUGCCACUGUUUUAUUAGCAGAUUCGAGACAUUUAAAUACUACAUUAAGUAUUUCGAAUCGAUUUUAUCAACAGCCCCCCUAUACAACACAAACCUUGCCAGCCACUCCUGCUAAGCUCUGCCUAGGGGAUUUGACUUCGGGUAGGGCCUUCGAUAACGGCUGCACCUGCUUUGAAACGGUACGUGGUCAGUUUAAUGAUUUACUUGGCCAGAAGACUGUCUGCGCAUGCAGUGCACCCAAGACUGCACCGCAAAAGGAAUUCAUGAAGGCUCUCAUCAACGUGGGCAAAAACCUGACAGCUUUGAUAACCAAGGCGGAGAAAACGUCGGCAUUGCGCAUGUUUUUGAAUUUGAUAAAUAAAAAUUUGCCCGCCCGUGUUUGGCUUCCACUAUAUUCAGACAUUCCGCACCAUGUGGUGCGUAUAACAGAGGAAAAGACUGCUGUACUCAAUUCUAAAGAUAAAACGCCCUAUAUUAUUUACGUGGAAGUAGUCGAAGUAACCGACAUAUACUCGUCGUCAUUAAUACCGAAAAUGAUGCCCUCAUUACGUCACACCAAAUCCGAGGAACAUUUAGAGGCUGGUGGAGUUAGUGCGAGCGCAACGAUGUGCCAACAUCAACAACAUGCUCAUCAACCGCAUCUAAUAUGCAGUCGUACAUCGAGUUGCAGCAGCAACAGCGGCAAAUUGGGUUGUCAACGCAAAAAGGAUAAACUGUUAUCGGGAUCUUCCUCGUCGGUGGGCUCUGGCGAGCCGGGUGCAAAUGUAGCAGAUCAUAACAGCUGCAGUAGUAGUAGUGGUGGGGGUGCUCUCAUUUUAACGCCUCCCCAACUCCAUGAAGACGAUGUUUGGUCACAGGAGGAUGAUGAGAUUACUGCGCAAUAUUUGCAUAUGCGAAAAAUGCGCAACAAUUGCGAACGGGACGCUAUAUCGCAAAUGUCAUUGGAUUCAUGCGACUCGAGAGAUCCAGGCAUGCCUGUACUAUUCAAUAUAGGAGAUGUGCGAACACGCCACUGCAAUAAUUUAAGUUGCGAAAAUACAAAAUCGUUUAGUAACGAUCCCGAAGACCCAUCAGCAGCAGCACUUAAGGAACCAUGGCAUGAAAAGGAAAAGCAAAUACGUGAUUCUUCACCGUAUGGCCAUUUAAGUAAUUGGCGUUUGCUGUCGGCUAUAGUUAAGUGUGGUGAUGAUUUGCGGCAAGAAUUGAUGGCCACACAACUCUUACAAAUGUUCAAAAUAAUUUGGCAAGAGGAGAAUGUCGAUUUAUGGGUGCGUCCUUAUAAGAUUGUCUGCCUGUCGAACGAUAGCGGUCUGAUCGAGCCCAUACUAAAUACAGUUUCAUUGCAUCAAAUUAAAAAGAACUCCAACAAAUCGCUCUAUGACUAUUUUGUUGAUGAAUAUGGACCCUCUGAUAGUGAUGCUUUUCGUUUGGCCCAAAGGAAUUUCGUGCAAAGUUGUGCAGCGUAUUGUAUAAUAUCGUAUUUGUUGCAAGUCAAGGAUAGGCAUAAUGGCAAUAUACUGUUGCACUCGGAUGGCCAUAUCAUACACAUCGAUUUCGGUUUUAUUUUAAGCAUAUCGCCCAAGAACUUGGGAUUUGAACAAUCGCCCUUCAAAUUGACUCCAGAAUUCGUUGACGUAAUGGGUGGCACGAGUUCGGAACAUUGGCGUGAAUUUAAUCAUUUAUUAUUGGUUGGCAUGAUGACGGCACGGAAACAUAUGGACCGUAUUAUCAAUUUUGUGGAAAUUAUGCGCAGCAACGCUCAAUUGCCUUGUUUCAAGAAUGGUUGCUCAGGAACAGUGCAGAAUUUACGUAAACGUUUCCAUAUGAAUUUAACCGAACAAGAAAUGGAACGCAAAGUUGAACAAUUGGUGCAAGAUUCGUUGAAGAGUCUGUCUACCAAAUUAUACGAUGGUUAUCAAUACUACACGAAUGGAAUAUUGUGAGAAAGGUUUUUCAUGAAAAUCUAAAGAAAAUCCCUACAAACGAAUGGGGGCAAAAGGGCGAAACUAAGAACCAACAACAAAUAACAGCGAAGGUAAAUGAAGUAAAAUCAAAUAUAAAAUAAAUUAUAUUAAAAUAUAAGGAAGCGAAGCCAAGUUGUAGGUUUAGAUCAAAUGAAGUUUUAGUUUACGUUGUAAUAA